ACUAACAGCCUUUCUCUUCGACAUGUUCCCCGGGAAAAAUCUCCGCCGCCUGCAGAACUGCCAGCCGAGGAAGGGAAAACGUUACUCGAGCUCGUGAUCGAACAGUUCGAAGACUUGCUAGUUAGGAUUUUGUUGUUGGCGGCUUGUAUAUCCUUCGUUUUGGCCUGGUUUGAAGAAGGUGAAGAAACAAUCACAGCAUUUGUAGAGCCUUUUGUAAUCUUACUUAUAUUAGUAGCCAAUGCAAUUGUCGGCGUGUGGCAGGAAAGAAAUGCAGAAAAUGCUAUUGAAGCUCUUAAAGAAUAUGAACCUGAAAUGGGCAAAGUGUAUCGACAGGACAGAAAAAGUGUACAGAGGAUUAAAGCAAGAGACAUUGUCCCUGGUGACAUUGUGGAAGUCGCUGUUGGUGACAAAGUCCCUGCUGAUAUAAGGAUUACUUCUAUCAAAUCUACGACUCUAAGAGUAGACCAGUCAAUUCUCACAGGUGAAUCUGUGUCCGUUAUUAAGCACACGGACCCUGUUCCUGAUCCUCGUGCCGUGAACCAGGACAAGAAGAACAUGCUUUUUUCUGGUACCAACAUAGCUGCUGGGAAAGCUAUGGGAGUGGUUGUCGCCACAGGAGUAAAUACUGAAAUUGGCAAAAUCCGUGAUGAGAUGGUGGCUACGGAGCAAGAGAGAACGCCACUGCAACAGAAACUAGAUGAGUUCGGAGAGCAGCUCUCCAAGGUCAUCUCGCUCAUCUGUAUCGCUGUUUGGAUAAUCAACAUCGGGCACUUCAAUGAUCCAGUCCACGGUGGUUCCUGGAUUCGAGGAGCCAUCUACUAUUUCAAAAUUGCUGUGGCUCUGGCUGUUGCUGCUAUUCCCGAAGGCCUGCCUGCCGUCAUUACCACCUGUUUGGCUCUGGGAACUCGCAGGAUGGCCAAGAAGAACGCUAUUGUUAGAAGUCUGCCGUCGGUGGAAACCCUGGGGUGCACCUCUGUUAUCUGCUCUGACAAGACGGGUACUCUGACAACCAACCAGAUGUCAGUUUGCAGGAUGUUUGUCCUGGAUAGAGUAGAAGGAGACAGCUGUACACUGAAUGAAUUCACUAUUACUGGUUCAACGUAUGCUCCCAUGGGAGAAGUGCACAGAGACGACAAACUUGUGAAAUGUAGUCAGUUUGAUGGCCUUGUAGAACUAGCGACCAUCUGUGCACUUUGUAAUGAUUCUUCUUUGGAUUACAAUGAAGCUAAAGGGGUAUAUGAAAAGGUUGGAGAAGCUACGGAGACUGCACUGUCCUGCCUGGUGGAGAAGAUGAAUGUAUUUGAUACGGAUUUGAAAGGACUUUCCAGAAUUGAACGUGCAAAUGCUUGCAACUCGGUCAUAAAGCAGCUUAUGAAGAAAGACUUCACUUUGGAGUUCUCGAGAGACAGAAAGUCCAUGUCUGUGUACUGUACCCCAAACAAACCAAGCCGGACAUCGAUGAACAAGAUGUUUGUUAAGGGUGCUCCUGAAGGUGUAAUCGAUAGGUGUACACACAUCCGUGUUGGAAGCACAAAGCUGCCCCUAACGUCGGGAAUUAAGCAGAAGAUAAUGUCUGUCAUUCGAGAGUGGGGUACGGGCAGAGACACCCUGCGUUGCUUGGCUCUGGCAACGCAUGACAAUCCACCAAGGAAGGAAGAAAUGAAUCUUGAGGAGUCUGCAAACUUUAUUAGUUAUGAGACCAACCUGACCUUUGUUGGCUGUGUGGGGAUGCUGGAUCCCCCCAGAAUUGAAGUCGCUUCAUCUAUAAAGUUGUGUAAGCAAGCUGGUAUUCGAGUUAUUAUGAUUACUGGGGACAACAAGGGCACAGCAGUAGCCAUCUGUCGUCGCAUUGGUAUAUUUGCGGAGGAUGAAGAUGUUUCUUCAAAAGCCUUUACUGGACGUGAGUUUGAUGAACUUUCCCCAGCUGCCCAGCGAGAUGCUUGCCUACAUGCUCGUUGCUUUGCCCGCGUAGAGCCUUCCCAUAAGUCUAAGAUUGUUGAGUUCCUUCAGUCUUUCGAUGAGAUUACGGCUAUGACUGGGGAUGGCGUCAAUGAUGCUCCUGCCCUGAAGAAGGCAGAAAUUGGGAUUGCUAUGGGGUCAGGUACUGCAGUGGCUAAAACGGCUUCUGAGAUGGUGUUAGCUGAUGACAACUUCUCAACCAUAGUAGCUGCAGUGGAGGAAGGGCGGGCAAUCUACAACAACAUGAAACAGUUCAUCCGUUACCUGAUCUCCUCCAAUGUUGGCGAAGUUGUUUGUAUCUUCUUGACUGCUGCUCUGGGUUUUCCCGAAGCUUUAAUUCCUGUCCAACUGUUGUGGGUAAACCUUGUAACAGAUGGUCUCCCUGCCACAGCUCUGGGCUUUAACCCUCCUGAUCUAGACAUUAUGAAUAAGCCACCCCGCAACCCUAAAGAGCCGCUGAUCAGUGGGUGGCUCUUCUUCCGUUACCUGGCUAUUGGAUGUUACGUUGGAGCUGCUACAGUGGGUGCUGCUGCCUGGUGGUUCAUCGCUGCUGAUGGUGGCCCAAGAGUUACCUUCUACCAGCUGAGCCACUUCCUACAGUGUAAAGAGGACAACCCAGACUUCUCGGGUGUAGACUGCGUGGUCUUUGAGUCUCCAUACCCCAUGACAAUGGCUCUUUCUGUUCUGGUCACCAUAGAGAUGUGCAAUGCUCUCAACAGUCUAUCAGAAAACCAGUCCUUAAUGAGGAUGCCUCCAUGGGAGAAUGUCUGGCUGAUGGGUGCCAUUUGCUUGUCCAUGUCACUUCACUUCCUUAUCCUUUAUGUGGAACCACUGCCAAUUAUCUUCCAGAUCACGCCUCUGAAUGUGACACAGUGGCUGAUGGUGUUGAAAUUCUCACUCCCCGUCAUUCUGCUGGAUGAGACACUUAAGUUUGCGGCGCGUAACUACCUGGAAUCUGGUAAAGAUAUUGUGCAGCCUGCCACCAAGCCGUGCUCUUUAUCAGCAUGCACCGAAGGGAUUUCCUGGCCGUUUGUGCUCAUUACCAUGCCCUUGGUUAUCUGGCUUUACAGUACAGACACUAACUUUAGUGACAUGUUCUGGUCUUGACUGACAUAGUGACCGUUUUACAUAAAGAUGUUUAACUUAAUCAAUUUUUUUAUUGUUUAGAGCAACUGUCUAUUUCUGCUGAAUAUUCACAUGAACAUACUUGCCGGUGAUGGAGGUUUCAUACUCUAGAUUUUGUUUUUUGCUUUUUCUGACUCCAGUGGGGGCAAUAUAUUCCUCUUUUAUACACAAUUAAAGUGUCCAUUGACAUGUACAGAGAACUAACACUAUUUUAUGCAAAUAUUUUUUUGUAGAUGAAAAGCAUGUACAGUGUUCUGUUGAAUAGUCGAUUCAUCCUUGUAAAAAAAAAAAAAUUCUUUUGAGCCAGCGGACACUAUCAAAUGAAAUUGGCAGCAGAUUUUAGGGAAUGAAUGUGUGUUGUCUAAAACUAAAAAAGCAUGUAACUGUCUGUCUUCUGCAUGGUCAUCUGAACCUAAUUUGUCAUAUGGUCAGUCUCUCUUUUUUUUAAUUCAUAAGACGGUUUUUCUGCACUGGGCAGAGAGUACUGCUACCUCAGUAUUUUUGGUUUGCCCCCCUCCUGCACCCACCUUUUAGAUUCCCGACAGUCUUGUUUACACCAGUCUCUGUAAGAGGUAAGCCUAUUUUUGCUUGUGCAGAAAACAUCAUUCCAGGUGCAGCCUGCUGGGUUCUUUCAUCCUCUCAACACACGUAGCUUUUUUUAAGGUUAUUUAUUUAAAUGUCUAAUGUAUUUUUAUUCUAACCCACCUUGUUUAACCAGUGUUGCCCACUUGUGGAGGGAAAGCGGGGGGAGGACAGGAAAGAACUACUUCAGUCUAGCUUAAAGACAAAAACUUUGAAAUGGAUGAAGAGAGAGAACUCUGUCUCAUUUUAACUGUAGAAGAUGGUUUGAGCUCCAUUUUAAUACCUUACUUAUGUGUGUCAGACUUCGGUUCGGUCUUUUAAAAUCAAAGCUUUUUGUAAUGGGGCCUGGAAAAAUAACUUGCACUGCAUAGUUUGAAAUUGGAUUUCUUACACUUUUAUGAGGGCACUAAAAAUCAGCUAAAUAUUUUGAGAGUUCCUCUGCUGGCCUGCUAUAGCCUGACUUAAACAAGUAACAAGCUCGUGUGUGGUUUUUGUAAAAUCUGUAAAUAGCACAUGACCAAAUUGAACAUAUUGUAUAGAACUAUUUUUAUUUUCAUGUGGCACUAACCACAUUCAUUAUUGCGAUAAGUGUUAGAGCAUGUUUUUCAAAAUCAGUCCUGUAUCAACAAUGUGUAAGUCAUUAACAGUCCUAACUGUGGUGUUUUUCUCCAAUGCCUUCCAACAUCCUUCGACUAAAGUGAGUAUUUCUCUUCCAUUUCACCAUCCCAGUGAUAACUUGCUGUAAAAUGGCAUAUGCUGUACACCUACAUGUCAAGAAUAAAUAGUAAUUUCCUUCAUUCCAUGCUGCGUUUUGUCAAACUCUGCUGUGCUACAUUAUUAUCACCACGUUACUCAUUCUAGUGUGAGGCUCCGGUUGAAGCAAACACUUUACGUUCAGAACCGUAACGGUGCUUUGUACCACAGAUCUGGGGGGACUGGCAGUCUCGGUGCUGCAGGAUGCUGCAGUUGUUCAGUCUGUGGUAAAAUUGGGAAAAUCUAUCAGAUCUUUGUUUUUUGAGGACCUCCCUGUUUACACUGGUUCGCUGCUUGGGACUGGAUGGGAAUUUGUGUGAAACGUGCUUGUACUGCUGAGCAGGGGUCACUCGGUUCUGAAGCAUUCACCCAGUAGGAAAUGUGGAAUGCCUCUUGUGGACAGGGUGUCGCCUCCUUUACCCUUCCCAGGUGUUAGUGUUUGCAGUGCAGGUGCUCCUCUGCUCGAGCAACUGUUUGUUCCCAGUCAGUGGAAAUGCCCUCUCCACAUGGUGGUAGUGUGAAAAGAUGAAGAAACCCCCAAUCCUCUUAAACCCCGCCAGGCUAGCGCUGGGGUCGUGGUGUCUUUGGAAGCUGGCUGGCAGUGCUUUGAUAGUCUGCACUGCCUUUGAGACUGCUCUUAAAAGCAGCUGGGUCAUGCUACUUUUUUUAACUUCUGUUGAAGGGGACAGGUACAGGAAACAAUAAGCUGGAUCCUGGCCGGCACAGAGGAUAAACUCAAGGGUUUCAGGCUUGCCUAGCUUCAGCUGCAGAAGAUCUGUUCCCCCAGCUGUUAGAGCUGUUCUUUAGGGAGCUGUUUUGUUUGUCUGCUGCCCCUCAGCACUGUGCAUUUUAGCAGAGGGGUGCUUUUAGUAAGCAUGAAGUGGCUUGUUUAAGGCGUUGAGUCGGGUCCUUGUCACCAAGCAUUUGAGUUCUGUGUUGACUAGUGUAUUUGGUGGCUGGAGAAGGACCUCUGUACUGAGAAGAAUGUCCAUCCCAAGAAUAAGCGACUUGCUCUCGUUCCUCAGAAUACGAGAGCAGUGUCUGCAGCAGGGCAUGCUCUCUGCACUGGGCACUGACAGCAUCAUGUCAUGCAAGCCUCUCUUGUACUCUGUGGACUACGACUAGAUUUGAUCAAAUCAAUUUGCUGCAAUGCAGUCACAUGGCAUUGGGUUCUGGGAACACUGGACAAAGGGCUCUGUGUUCACAGGCAGCUGAGGGCACUGCCACCUCGAAAUGGAGCCCCCCAGUCCUGGAGUAUGGGGUGCAGGCAGACUCUGGGGUUGCAAUGGAAGCCAAAGGCUUUUGGUUACAAGGGUAACUUCCGGGAAAGCUGCUACAUAAGCUCUUGCUGGUUGCAGUUUCUUUUCCACCUACACUGGAGAGCACGUGCCCCUUGUUUUUACAAGCUUGUACUGACAGUCUAGCAACUUGUCAGCAGCCACUUAAACGUCAGCUGGGCUUAGUUUCAUGUCCCAACUCUGCAUCCUAGACCUAGGUGUUCACAGCAAAUGCUUAGUAAUUUGAGCACUAGGCAGUUUGGGCUCCACAAAUGCCUGGAAAGGAUUUGUGUGGUCACAGUGUGUGUGGGGAGGUUUCUUUAAAGUUUCUGUCUCAAGCUAAGUUGUGCACCAUAUUAGAAGUGCACUCCAGUGCCCUGGCUGUAAUUGCAGAAGCAGCAUGCAACCCUGCUGCUGCAUGGAGAGGUAGACCUGGGCUGUUGGAGAGGAGCCUAGGAGAUCCAGAGUGCCUGGGGCCAUCUGGGCAAUUGCAUUGCUUUAAAGGCAUUAUCUAAAUCUGGAGCACUGCCUGCCUGAAUUGCACGUGCUCAGCAACUGGGGGUACAGCAGCUGCCUUUGGAAUAGAUGGGAGUGUCUGCAAGUGCCUCAAGGAAUGAGUCUGUACAAAGUACAGCAAACCUUUACCCCUUCCUAUGCUAAAAGAUGUUGCCACAGGAAUGGAAUUGAUCCUCUCCAGGGUGUAUUUCACUUUUCUCUCAAUUGAGGCAGUUUGAGCAGGUGCCUAGAAAGCUGCUGUCUGUUGUACAUGUGCUGCACAGUGGCUGGGUCUUGGGGUUGAAGACAUGGACUCUUGAGCAGCCUUUCACUGGACUAAGGCGGGACAGCUCUCAGACACUUAACAGAGUAGGGCAAUGUCACCGAAACGGCUCCCUCCACUUGGCAUCAGGGAACUGAGAGAGCUUGGGUAACCAAACUGUUCCUCUCCAACUGGCAUAAGUUGUGAAUUUUUUUGUCCCUAGCUGACAGACAGUUGACAGGUCCUCUAGGCACAAUGCAGCAGUUAGUCUCAAGUUAAAAGCAAAAUUUAUUGCCAAAGCUUGUAUUAGUAGAAGAAACCCCUCUUCCAUUCCUAGCCUCAUGUCUGACUGCCCCAAAGGACAGCAGCACCAGGCUCAUCUCCAUAUACAGAUUUUUUUGGGGGGGGAGGGAGUGUCUCCCUGUAGAAGAUGUUUGCAUUCUGUAUUAUUGGAGCUUAGUAGCUGUGAUCCAGGCAGCAGAGAGGAAAUAUGUCAUGCCUCUGAAGAGUUCACUUGCAAGGGAUCCAGUUAGCCUAAUGACCAUGUGGACAUCUCAUGUGACCCUGUGGACACAGCAUGUCUGCUAUGAGGCUUGCGCAUCCCCCUGCCCUAUUCAACACCACUGGUUCUUCAAACAGUUCUAUGCCUUUCAGUUCUGGUUUCUUUUUCUUUCACCCUUCAGUGAGCUUUCUAUUGUCUGCUUCUCCGCUCUGGGUUUCUUAAUGCAUUCCCGUGGCAGCUUUUUCCUCGUGAUCCCUGGCAGGUGAGAAGCACAAGGGGUUUGUCAGGCCAGGCUGAGACACGGCUAGAUGAGAUGCAUCUGUCUAGAGCUUCUGCUGGAAGCCAGCCAUCAGUUGAUGCUUUCACAUUGACAGCAGCUCCUUCUAGGAGAGCAUACUCAUGCCUGGCAAAUCCUACCUUGUGCCAUUAGCUGGGGGGGCAUCUGUCCCUGUGCAGAUGUCAGACAUCUAGUUGGGGCUUCUCUACCUCCUUCAGGGGGUCCCAAGCCACUGGUUCCUCUUGACAGAGAAUCUGAGAGUCAAAGAACUGCUUGAAAUAUAUGUAAAUGGAUUCUCCUUUUUGCCUACGCAAAUGCACUAUAAAUAGUGUCUGCUGAUCUACUCUGAAUAGCCCUCCAGGAGACAGUCUGAAAGGUGCUGUAAUUCCAUUCUGUCCCAGCGUUACAAGGCUAAUGUGUGAGGGGAGGCUGUUUCAUAAACACCUAUUGGUAAGAAAACAAGCUUUUCAUCUGUGAUGAUAAAAUGCAGUACAGCAGUGCUAGCUGCUUCUGAGAACAGCUGCCAAGUGGAAUGUAGUGGCAAGCAGCUCAAACAGGAGAGAUGGUGGAAUCUGCAGAGAUGGGAGGGAAGGAGGUAAAAUGGAUCUUGCACCUGUCUCGUUUUACCUUUAUGCACUUCUAACCAUUAAUUGUUUCCCUAAUCUCUGCUAAUCACAUAUCUUAAUGACAUUAAUAUUACGCAUACUCUGAACUCUUGGACCCUAUAAAUCAUGGGCUCUGCUAUGAAGGGCAGUAUUUGGAGAGCAGUCCAACUGUAGGGAAGCAGAGCGUGUGUUACCUUCAAAGACAGGGAUAAAGUCCACGGUGUGUUUCAGGGUAAAGUACAACAGUAGCUUCAUGACGUUGUACUUCACGCCUCACAUAAGCCUCAGGUGUAUCAUGACUUCUUUCCUACCUUGCUUCCCAGAACUGGCUGCAUAACCAGGAUGAUUAAAGGGACAUGUGUUAGGUCUGCUUUGAGCCAAAAUUUGAGGGUUUAGUUUUUACCAAAUUAAAUUUGCAAACAGGCUUAAAAAAUAGCCACUGAAAUUCUUUCCAGGAAGUUUCUGUAGUAUUUCAUUUGCUUUUCAAACAAAGACCAGGCCCUGCAGUAGUGCAGCAUACCUGGGAGGAAAACUCAUCUAGCAAACGAAACCAAAUUGGUCUCUCUGCUUGGCUGGACACUGAAAUGCCAAAAGGCGGCUUUCAAAUUCUUUUGCCUUGUAAUAUCUGAGAUGAAAUCCUGGCCCCAUGGAGAUGGGUGGGAGCUCUGACACUGGCUUUCACACUGGCGUUAGAAACGAAACCUAACAGCGUGUCCUUUCAAUGAAAUCAGCAGCCUGAUAUCAAACUUAACCUUCUUUCUUCUAUCACUAUUGAUCUGGCAGAGUCUUGCUUUUAUAAUGACAGACCAUUCAUGCUCUCAUUAACUCUUCUCUUUUCUUUCCUUUUCAGCAAUGCUGGAGUAAUCGCUUCCUAAACAAUUUUGCAGACAUGUAAGGUUGUUUUGUUGCGUGCAUGUGUUUUUAGCAACACAUCUACCAAAACUGCUGCAUGUGUCAUGUAAAAAAAGAAACCCCCCCCUUUGCUUCCCCUCAACCAAAACUCAUUGUAUACUUUGUGGAAGAAGUGUGUGGUACCAUUAGGGCUUCAGAUGUACAAAUGUGCAAUAUAGCUCAGCGAAUCAAACUCUCCAGAGAAGUUUGGGUUCUUUGCUGCAUGGAAGAGAACUUUUUUUUGUUCUUAAACCAAAAGUUGAGGAGCUGUCAGCCAAGUUUCCAUAUUUCUCUGUGUAAGAUGUCAUAGUUGAUACAAUGUACAAUAUCAAACUAAUGCAUGCCUUCAGUUGUAAGUAGCCAAAUCUUUCUGUAUUGUAUCAUCUAAGCGUACUACUUUAUAAACAGCUCUGUACAAUAUGCUAUACUAUUUAUAAAUUCAUUGAAAAAAGACUACAGAUGUUGAAUGUGUAAACUGUAAACCCCCGGGUCAUAACUUCCAAUUUUUUUUAUUUUUUUUUGUGUGUGCAAACCAACUUAUUUUGCACUGUAAUGUAACUUAUUUAAUUCAAUCUAAAGCAGUAGACAGAUGUUGGUGCAAUACAAACAACUAUUGUGAUGCAUUGAUCUAAAGCAGCAAACAACUCGGCCAGUUAUCACAACUGCAUGGGUGACCGACCUCCAGAAGCUGUAAAUAAGAUCAAGUGUCUAUUGAAAUGCUGACAGUAAUAAGCAUCACACCUAAUUCAUUGUUUUGGGUAAAUAAAUUGAUUCUACAAUACACACCUGGCGUGUUAUUUGAUGCACUUUGUUUUCUACAGGUACUUGCGUACAUACUUUGGCAUUCUCUUAUAUUAAUGCCAGGAUGACACUUACUAGCAUCAGCAGCAUUGCAAUCUUUCCUACUAGAACUAUGCAGAUGCCAGCUGCUCUUCCUGCAGUAUUGACCUCCUCGCUGGUGUGAUUUCCUCUGUCCAGGGGCUUGUGUGUGUUUUAAGGGACACUGUCAAGUACUUCGAUCACUUAAUUUUUUUUUAAACGCUCCAUUGUUUGUAAAAACCCUCCAGAAACCUUUAAUAAACACGUUCUUUCCCAACGACA
Messenger RNA from Alligator sinensis (Chinese alligator), 9829 nucleotides. RefSeq names its product ATPase sarcoplasmic/endoplasmic reticulum Ca2+ transporting 2 (gene ATP2A2). Gene Ontology annotation, biological process: calcium ion transmembrane transport; intracellular calcium ion homeostasis. Gene Ontology annotation, cellular component: membrane. The record is from RefSeq and is a predicted model, not a curated record. The coding region runs from base 313 to 3066 and encodes 917 amino acids. Gene Ontology annotation, molecular function: ATP hydrolysis activity; P-type calcium transporter activity; ATP binding. The transcript has 19 exons. NCBI's taxonomy places the organism in Eukaryota, Metazoa, Chordata, Crocodylia, Alligatoridae.